AUGUGGAGGCGAAUGGUAUUUCUGCCAUCAGCUCAGCUGCAAACCCUUGCCUCAUCAUCAGCCUCAUGGAGAUCCUCAUGCCUCAAACUCAGCUUUCAACCCCUCAUCUCUUCAUCUUCCUCUUCAAUGAUGCCAUGUCAGAGAUGCGCUGCUCUCUCCUCAUCCCGCGCCACCUUCACUUCCUCUUCCAGUGCAUCUGCCUUUGCUACAGGUCACGAGCACGAUGACAUUGAGGCUGAGAAUGAGUUGCAACAGAAACUAAAUGGGGCUCGUGCAGAUGGUUCAAGGGAUCCCCAGCAGAGCUCAAAUCAGUAUAAUCAGAGUUACAAUGGGGUUUUCUGGAGAAACACAGGCAACAUGAAUAACGUAGUUCAACAAGAUGGAAAUUUUAGUGGGCAUUAUCGGCAAGAAAAUGGAGGGCUGCUGCAGACCCCUAAACUGGAUGGGAGAAAUUUAGGAAAUGGAAGUAUAGAGAAUCCGUGUGCAUCUUGGCAGGAGGGAUCCAUAGAAGUCAGACAGAACUCAAAUGCUUUUGGUUUACAAGGCAAUUUAGGGUCUCAGGGAAACCAAAAUCAGAAUUAUAUCCAACAUUUUGCACAAAAUCAGCAAAAUUUAAAUGGUUACUACACAAGGAAUGACGUGAUGCAUCAUCAGAACUCUAGUUAUGGACAGUAUCAGCAGAACCCUAUUUGUGGACAAUAUCAACAGAACCCUAUUUAUGGACAAAAUCAGCCGAAUCCUAGUUAUGGAAAAUAUCAUCAAGCCCCUAGUUGUGGACAAUAUCAGCAAGGCCCUACAAGUUAUGGGCAGCAAAGCCAACAUGUUGGACAAUAUCAAACAAAUCCGGAUCCUUUUCAAAAUACAAUAGUGGAUUCUCAAGUAGCAAUUGAGUCUAAAUCUGAAAGAAAGCUUAUUGAGGCUUCUGAAAGUAGCCCAUAUAGUGGUACUCUUGAAGAGUUGGAUAAGUUUUGCAAGGAGGGCAAAGUGAAGGAGGCUGUGGAGAUCUUGGGUAUGCUAGAGAAGCAACAGGUUCAGGUGGAUUUGCAUCUAUAUUUUCAGUUAAUGCAGGCAUGCGGGGAGGCUAAAGCUCUAGAAGAAGCAAAAUUUGUUCACGAAAACAUUACAAGAUUACUGUCUCCCUUAAAUGUGAGUACAUACAACAGAAUUUUGGAGAUGUAUUCCAAGUGUGGUUCUAUGGACAGUGCAUUUAUGGUUUUCAACAAGAUGCCAAACCGCAAUUUGACAUCUUGGGACAUUAUGAUAACAUGGCUUGCUAAGAAUGGCCUUGGGGAAGAUGCCAUUGAUUUAUUUACUGAGUUCAAGAAAGCAGGUCUGGAACCUGAUGGCCAAAUGUUUAUUGGUGUUUUCUAUGCCUGUGGUGUAUUGGGAGAUACUACAGAAGGACUGCUGCAUUUUGAAUCAAUGAGCAAAGAUUAUGGCAUUGUCCCCAGUAUGGAUCAUUAUGUGAGUGUAGUAGAUAUGCUAGGAAGUACAGGCUAUCUGGAAGAAGCUUUGGAGUUCAUUGAAAAGAUGCCAUUGGAACCUAAUGUCGAUGUUUGGAAGACCUUGAUGAAUCUCUGCAGAGUUCAUGGGCAGUUGGAGCUCGGGGAUCGGUGUGCUGAGCUUGUUGAGCAGCUAGAUGCCUCCAGCUUAAAUGAGCAAUCAAAGGCUGGCCUUGUUCCUGUAAAAGAUUCAGACCUUGUAAAGGAGAAAGAGAAGAAAAAAUUAGCAGCACAAAAUCUUUUAGAAGUCAGGAGCCGAGUCCAUGAAUAUCGAGCAGGAGAUACAUCUCAUCCUGAGAAUGAUAAGAUUUAUGCUCAACUUAGGGGUUUAAGGGAACAAAUGAAGGAGGCUGGUUACAUUCCAGAGACUAGAUUCGUGUUACAUGACAUAGAUCAGGAAGGCAAGGAAGAUGCACUGCUUGCCCAUAGUGAGAGACUUGCUGUUGCUUAUGCCCUCCUCAGCAGCCCAGCUCGUUCACCUGUUAGGGUAAUCAAGAAUCUUCGUGUUUGUGGUGAUUGCCAUAAUGCAUUGAAGAUCAUCUCAAAAAUUGUAGGCAGAGAACUCAUCAUGAGAGAUGCUAAGAGAUUCCACCAUUUCAAAGAUGGCUUGUGCUCUUGUCGAGAUUAUUGGUGA
Messenger RNA from Prunus armeniaca (apricot), 2136 nucleotides. NCBI's taxonomy places the organism in Eukaryota, Viridiplantae, Streptophyta, Magnoliopsida, Rosales, Rosaceae. The record is from the annotation of a GenBank genome assembly.